Molecule: messenger RNA, 4496 nt
Organism: Vicia villosa (hairy vetch)
Lineage: Eukaryota; Viridiplantae; Streptophyta; Magnoliopsida; Fabales; Fabaceae
Exons: 1
Coding region: 104-1822 (572 amino acids)
Source: RefSeq, a predicted model, not a curated record
AUUCCUCUUAAUAAAUAUUCAUAAAUUUCUCUAUUUUAGGCCCAAAAAAUGAACAAUCAAAUCCAUCCACGUCCUUUUCCCCAAAUCCAAAACCCAUCUUCCCAUGGCAACAACAUCACCGACAAACCCAGAACAACACGAACCGGCGCGACUCGCACAAACAAACUCCAAAACCGCUCUUAAAUACCCCAAACCCAAACCACCCCAACGUUCACCUCCACAGUUACAAGAAACCUCAGAGUUAGUUAACUCUCUCAACAUUCUAACCGCUCCCGAUUUCUACGCCGUUCUCGACGUAGAACCCACCGCCGAUUCCAACACUAUUCGUAAACAGUAUAACAAACUCUCUUCUCUUUUUCAUCCGGACAAUAACCGCCGCCACGUGGCAUCGUGUAAAGAAGCUUUCAAGCUUGUUAACGACGCGUUUGGUGUUCUCUCUGAUAAAGCUCUCAGAGAAAGCUACGACGGGAAGGUUGAUCUUGAGAUUAGAGAAAAGAUGAGGACUUUUUGGACUGCGUGUUCUACUUGUAGGGUUUUGCAUCAGUUUGAGAGAAGGUAUUUGGGUCAUAAGCUUGUGUGUCCUGGUUGUAAUAAGAGUUUUAAGGCUGUUGAAGCUGUUGAGAAUGAUGGGUCUGAGGAGGAUGAAGAGGAUAACACUUUGGGGGAGUUUAUGUUGAAGAAUAAGAAGAGGAAGAAGAAUGGGAAAGUGGGUUGUGAAAAAGGUGAGAGCUUUAAGGGUAAUGGGAAAAUGGGUUGUGAAAAAAGUGAGAGCUUUAAGGGUGAUGGUGAAGUGAGUGGUGAAAAAGGUGUGAGCUUUAAGGGUAAUGAUGAAGUGGGUGUUGUUGGGAGAAUGAGAAUGAGAACGAGGAAGAGAACGCGAUUGGUUGGGGAGGUUUUGGAGAGUUCUGAAUCCAAGAAGGUUGAUGUGAGUGAAGAGGAAACAAUGACAUUGGCUGAUUUUCAAUCGAAAGUGAAGACUAAGAUUAAGGUUGAGAAAGAGAAAAUGAAGGGAUUGGAAAUUGGAAAGGGUUUUGAAGUCAAGGAGAAGAAGGAUGAGAGUUCUGUGAAGAGAAAUGAGUUGAGACUUGAGAAGCAUAAGGAUUUUAGUGGAGAGGAAUUACAAGCUAUGGCGGUUGCGGAUUCGGAUUUUUAUGAUUUUGAUAAAGAUAGAGUAGUGAGGAGUUUUAAGAAAGGUCAAGUUUGGGCUGUGUAUGAUGGUGAUGAUGAUGGAAUGCCGAGGCAGUAUGCUUUGAUUGAUGAAACUGUUUCGGCGAAUCCUUUUCAAGUGAGGAUAAGUUGGUUGGAUUUACAGAACAACGGGGAUGAAAAGAUUGUUAGCAGGGAGAAAUUAGGGUUUCAUGUACCUUGUGGGAGGUUUAAAAUUGCUAAUAAGACUACAAUUAGUUCUGUAAAUGUUUUUUCUCAUGUUGUGGAGUGUGAUCGAGCAGCGCGUGAGGUUUACAAGAUUUAUCCUAAGAAGGGUUCGGUUUGGGCACUUUAUAGUGAGGCGAGUCUUGAUGGAGGUGAGGGAAAAAGAUGCUAUGAUAUUGUUGUGUUUUUGACAAGUUAUAGUGAGAUGAAUGGUAUGAGCAUGGCAUUUCUUGAGAAGGUUGAUGGUUACAAGACAGUGUUUAAAAGACAUGAGAGUGGAAGUUAUGCUGUUAGAUUUCUAGGUAAGGAUGAAUUUUGGUUACUUUCUCAUCAGAUUCCUGCGCAGAAAUUUCCCUGCGACGAGGCUCCUGAAUUGUUGAAAGACUGUUGGGAGCUUGAUCCGGCUUCACUUCCUUCGGAUUUACUGACUAUUGGUGGAAUAGAUAAUUGAGGUUAGGAAAUCAUUUUUUGUUUUGUGAUAAGAAUUUGACCGUUGAUCUUUCUUGAGUUCUUUCACAUAUACUUACAAUUACGUGGCUCAAAUUAAUGAUUUGAAGAAACUUUUGUCUAAUGGAAAGUUAUUUGAGGAAACAAACUGAUUUGUAUAUCUUGACUUUGUUGAAUUUGCUGAUCAAGGAAAUGUAUGAAUUGCUAUUGCUAUUCAUAUCUGAUGCUUAAUUAGAAUUGCUGAAUUUUUGUUUGGUCUCCACUUGAUGGGGGACAUGAAUUCAUGUGAAUCAAGUGUUAUUGAUCCCGGAUAGCAGCCACAAUUUAAAUUACAGAGUUUAUAUAGUUUUAAUUUCAUACGCGAAAUAUCAACAACUUGCUGUGACUGAUCAAUGGGAGGGUGAAAUAUGAGAACAUGAAUGAGAUAGGGUGAGAGAAGGCCAAGCGUUGUUACGAUGUUAUUGAAUUGUGUUAUUCCUGAAGUACCUCAAUCAAAAAGCUGUGAAAUUUAAAUUUCGAUGGAUUUUUUCGGAAUUCUCAAUCUCACAAUGAGGUGCGAUGCUAUUUCGGCUGUGGCUGCCAUUAUAGCUGCCACUACACUAAACAUAUUUGCUACUGCAUAUCUCAUAGCGGCCGGGGAAAAUUUGUGAUGGAAGUCUUAGGUUUGGAAAAUUCGACAACUAAUCCAAAUUUAGUUUUAUGUUAUGUUAUUCUAAAAACAGUACGCGAUUCUGUGAACUUCUUUCCUCUAAUGUUCUACACAAUAGUUCAAAAGUUCAGUGAAAUAUAUGAAUAGACCUACUUGAUCAUUUUGCUCCUUCAUCAGACUUCUUUUAUGAGAUUUUCUAAUUUGUAAUCUAAACAUUUUGCCUCAUUGUCUGUAGUUUAUAAUCAUCUCUGAAAUGCCAAAAACUUUUCAAAGGUGUGCAAGUUUAUUACAGUUUAGAAACUGAUUGUAUCAAGUUGUAUUCAAAUCAAGGUUGAGGGAGCUUUAGUAAAGUGUCUGAUGAAGGAGUAGAAAGUAGUGUUCGAGAUCAACCUCGUCAUGAUUAUUUUAUAAAAUAUGUAACUCCAGGAAUGUUUAAUGCUAGUUAAGUUUACCUGUUGAAGUUGCUGCUACUUUUAAACAAGUGUGUAGUCAAACAAAGGCUCGUUUUCUAAACAAGUGUGUGGCUAAACUAAAGCUCAUUUCAUCACUGUCUUGUUCAGGUGCAGUUUCUGUAGCUUGGAUUGAUUUGAUCCAAUUGAUUAGGAUGCUUUAGAAUCUCUAGAGAAUUUCUUAGAAUAUCAUAGCUCAAUCUGUGAAUACUUUAGUGUAUAUUCUUGCUUCAGCCUGGAUGCGCCUUCUCCACUGCAAUUUCAAACUUUGGUUUAGUUGUCUUAUGUUUAAUCAUAAUUUAGUGCUUAGAAUUGGUAUGAAUAAGGGUUAACACACUAUCUUCUUCCGAGUCACAUCUAACAGGACCAACUUCUUUAUAACCAUUUUACAGGUAAUUCAAGUUCUUUGUCUAUACUUCAUAGCAUAGUUUUACAAUGGCAGUUUAUAUAAUGUAUUUCCAUAAAUACCUCUUUUCAGUGACAUUUGCUUACAAAGACUGGAUUGUGGUAAGUUGAGUUAUUAUCUACUAGGUGUUGCUUUGUCAAUUAUGUAAAUAAAUAAUUAUGUUUCAGCUCAAGUAGAUGUAUUUGCAUGUUUUCUUCGGUCAUUAGAGUUUGUGGAACAGUGAGAACAUCGGAGGCGGCGACAAGGUUGACCACAAUGGUCAUUGUGGUGGUGCUGAUAAAUGAAAGGAUGGUGGGGGUGACAUCAGAGUACAACGACAACAAUUCUGAUGCGAAUUGUAAAUGAACUAUACACGUUACUUUAUACAAUUUCAUGUGCAUUCUAAUCUAUAAAGCACCGGUGCAAUUUAGACAUACAAAAGAAAUAAAGGAUGUCAUAACUCAACCUCUACUAGAGGCGACCUAUAAAUGUUGUUAUGUUGGGUAGACAUGUUUGAGAGCUUCUUCACAAUCUUGACAAGUUAUGGGCUCAGUUAUUAUUAGUUAGAUAUAAUUAUGUAGCAUGCAUCCUAGAGGCAAAUAAUCACCAAGGAGCAUCAUAUACAUGUCGUUAUGUUGCUAAAGCAAUUAAGGCUCUCAAGUCGAGUUUUAUCGCCAGAGUAGGGAGAGGAGACAUUUUCAUUUGGUAUGAUAAAUGACUCCCAAAUGGUAGAAUUUGUGACAAAUUUUUUUCAGUGAGUGAGUAGGAUAGACACCUAUAUAUCUUGAAUGUAUGAAAUUAUGGUAUUUGAAAUUUUGACAUCAUCUCCACCAAUCUUUCUCAGGACAUAAGAAUUGAGAUGACCGAUGUCUUUUCUAAUGACGACUCAAAUGAUAUUCUUAUUUGGGAACCUUCAAUAUCAAGUACUUAUUCUACCAAAUAAGCUUAUUCUUGGUUAACUUUGGAGUCUAAUCCACAUCAUAUUCAAAUAAUGACUUGGUCUUGGAUUUGGAACCUUAAGUUACUUGAAAAUAUUCGUCAUUUUGUUAGGAUCGUCAUGCAUGAGAAGUUUACCUACCAACUAUACAUGAGUCACUAAUCACAUGUCAACAAAUGUCUUUUGUUAUAGAUGUGGUGCAGCUAACAAAACUAUCUUACACACUUUUAGAGUUUGCUUUAAGACCAUGCAAGUUUG